This is a messenger RNA of Meriones unguiculatus (Mongolian gerbil), 480 nucleotides long. RefSeq names its product tubulin alpha chain-like. Gene Ontology annotation, cellular component: cytoplasm; microtubule. The transcript is spliced from 2 exons. Lineage: Eukaryota; Metazoa; Chordata; Mammalia; Rodentia; Muridae. The record is from RefSeq and is a predicted model, not a curated record. Gene Ontology annotation, biological process: mitotic cell cycle; microtubule cytoskeleton organization. Gene Ontology annotation, molecular function: structural constituent of cytoskeleton; GTP binding. Bases 1 to 480 code for a protein of 159 amino acids.
AUGCGUGCCUGGUGCCCUCGGAGUCUGCUGUACUGUGCUGAUGUAGUUCCCAAAGAUGUCAAAGCUGCCAUUGCCACUAUCAAGACCAAGCAUACCAUCCAGUUUGUGGACUGGUGUUGCACUGGCUUUAAAGUUAGCAUUAAUUAUAAGGCUCCCACUGUGGUUCCUGGUAGAUACCUAGCCAAGGUACAGAGAUCUGUGUGCACGCUGAGCAACAUCACAGCCAUUGCUGGAGUCUGGGCUCACCUGGAUCAUAAGUUUGACAUAAUGUAUGCCAAGCAUGCCUUUGUGCACUGGUAUGCAGGUGAAGGCAUGGAGGAGCGAGACUUCUCUGAGGCCAGCGAAGAUGUGGCAGCCCUAGAAAAGUACUAUGAGGAGGUUGGAGCAGAUGGUGCUGAAGGAGAUGAUGAGGGUGAAGAACAUAAGUUCAUGUGCUGCAAUUUUACACUUCUGUUGUCUUGUGUUUGUCCUACACUAUGA